Trichophyton rubrum CBS 118892 is the source of this 2592-nucleotide messenger RNA. RefSeq lists its product as uncharacterized. The record is from RefSeq and is a predicted model, not a curated record. Lineage: Eukaryota; Fungi; Ascomycota; Eurotiomycetes; Onygenales; Arthrodermataceae. Bases 1 to 2592 code for a protein of 863 amino acids. The transcript has 6 exons. Gene Ontology annotation, molecular function: beta-glucosidase activity. Gene Ontology annotation, biological process: glucan catabolic process.
AUGUUGUUCCGCUGGUGCCCCUUAGUGGCUCUGGCCAUCGCUUCUGGCACAGCUGCUACAGAGAGCUGGGAAUCACCGCCAUACUAUCCAUCACCAUGGACUAAAGGAGAGGGAGAGUGGGAAGCUGCCUAUCAAAAGGCUGUCUCCUUCGUCUCGCAGCUCACGCUGGCCGAGAAGGUCAACUUGACAACCGGUGUUGGAUGGAUGCAAGAAUCUUGCGUUGGUCAAGUCGGUUCGAUUCCGCGUCUUGGUUUCCGUUCCCUGUGUAUGCAGGAUGGCCCUCUGGGUAUCCGAUUUGGUGACUACGUUACUGCGUUCCCGGCCGGAAUCAACGUUGCUGCCACAUGGAGCAGAGAACUAGCUUAUCUUCGAGGAAAAGCCAUGGGAGAGGAGUUUCGUGGUAAGGGCGCGGACGUGAUACUUGGGCCUGCAAUCGGCCCUAUAGGGCGCGCUCCAGAGGGAGGACGAAAUUGGGAAGGCCUUGGGCCUGAUCCAGUCCUGGCUGGUAAGCUCGUUGCAGAGACGAUCAAGGGUAUGCAGAAAUCAGGCGUGAUUGCAUGUGCAAAGCACUUUAUCGCCAAUGAACAAGAGCGAUUCCGGAUUGCUGCCGAAGCUCAAGGGUAUGGAUUCGACAUUGCUGAGAGUAUAAGCUCUAACGUUGACGACGUGACAAUGCAUGAGAUAUACCUAUGGCCCUUUGCUGAUGCUGUCAAAGCCGGAGUAGGUUCAAUCAUGUGCUCCUACAACCAGAUCAACAACAGCUAUGGCUGUGGAAACAGUUACACGCAGAACAAGUUGCUCAAGGGCGAACUUGGAUUCCGUGGUUUCAUCAUGUCAGACUGGCAAGCACACCACAGCGGUGUUGGUUCUGCCUUUGCUGGAUUGGACAUGUCUAUGCCCGGUGACACUUUGUUCGGCACGGGUGUCUCCUAUUGGGGUGCCAACCUCACCAUUGCCGUUGCCAAUGGAACCAUUCCUGAAUGGAGAGUCGAUGACAUGGCCGUCCGUAUCAUGGCUGCCUACUACAAAGUUGGCCGUGACCAAGUUCAAGUCCCCAUCAACUUCAACUCAUGGACCACCGAUGUCGAGGGCUACCAGCAUGCACUUGUGAAAGAAGGAUACGGAGUAGUUAAUCAGAGGGUGAAUGUUCGUGACCAUCAUGCACAGAUAGCCCGUCGUGUGGCCAGGGAUAGUACUGUUCUCCUGAAGAACGAAGGUGUCCUCCCUCUCACUGGAACGGAGCAAUUCACAGCCAUCAUUGGAGAAGAUGCAGGCCCCAAUAUUAACGGGCCAAACAGCUGCCCUGACCGUGGGUGUGAUAAUGGAACCCUUGCAAUGGGAUGGGGUAGUGGAACGACAAACUUCCCUUAUCUUGUGACUCCAGACGACGCUAUCCAGCGUGAAAUCGUGGGUAAGGGUGUUGGAAAUGUCAUGUCUGUUCUCCAAAAUGGUGACUUCAAAAACAUUCAGUCAGUGGCUGGUCAGGCAGACGUUGCCCUUGUUUUCAUUAACUCGGACUCCGGUGAAGGGUAUAUUUCCGUUGACGGCAAUGAAGGCGACCGGAAGAACCUGACUACUUGGAAGGGAGGCGAUGAGAUGGUCAAGCAGGUGACAUCUGUCUGCAAUAACACCGUACUUGUCAUCCAUUCCAGUGGUCCAAUCCUGGCUGGCGAAUGGCACGAUAAUCCAAAUAUCACUGCCAUUCUAUGGGCAGGUCUCCCUGGACAGGAAAGUGGAAAUGCCCUGGUUGAUAUUCUGUACGGCAAAGAGAAUCCUGGUGGUAAAUCGCCAUUUACCUGGGCCAGGACCGCCGAAGACUAUGGUACCACAAUCUUGCGGGAGCCAAACAACGGAAAGGGCGCACCGCAGCAUCUAUUCUCUGAGGGUAUCAUGUUUGAGUACAGGCACUUCGACCAGAAGAAUAUCACUCCUGUCUACGAGUUUGGAUACGGGUUGAGCUAUACCACUUUCUCCUACUCAAACCUGAAAGUAAGGCCGAUGCGUGCCAAUAAGUAUGUGCCUGCCACCGGCAUGACCAAACCAGCACCACGACUGGGCCACUCCUCGACCAAAUAUGCCGACUACCUGUUCCCCGGUGGCUUCAAGGGGGUAACAAAAUACGUAUACUCCUGGCUCACGUCGACUGAUCCCAAGGAGGCGUCCGGAGACAAAAAUUACGGAAUGCCCCUCGAGGACUAUGUGCCUCCGAAUGCAAACAACGGCGAUGCACAGCCUGUUCUCCCCGCCAGUGGUGUUCCUGGCGGAAACCCCGGUCUGUUUGAAGACUUGUAUGAGGUCUCAGCUGUCAUCACCAACGAUGGGGACAGAGUAGGCGAGGAAGUCCCACAGCUGUAUAUCUCCCUUGGUGGCGAUCGGAAUGCGAAGGUUGUUCUUCGUGGAUUCGACCGUAUCCGAUUAGCUCCGCACCAGCGUUUCCGGUGGAGAACCACCAUCACCCGACGAGAUGUUUCCAACUGGGACCCAGCGAGUCAAGACUGGGUCAUGACCGAGAACCCGAAAAUCGUCUACGUAGGAAGCUCUUCGCGGAAUUUACCGCUUCAAGCACCGCUGCCCGCGCCAAAUUUGGCGUGA